AUGUCUGACUGGGACCAAGUCACCAAGAUUGGCAGCAAGGCCCGCGGCGGUGCUGCCGGCCCUCGCGAGACUGUCAUCAAGGGAAAGAGCGCUCUCAACGCCGCUCAGCGCAGCGGCGGCGUCGUUGCCACUGAGAAGAAGUUCGCUACCGCCAACGUACGUCGAGCACCUUCACUCAGCUCCCAGUCGUUUGAACCAGCUAACAUGCGACACAGNGCAGCCAGCAAGGGUAUCGAAGGCCAGCACUUGACCAAGGUCGACCGCAGCGAGGACAUUGUCGCAACCAAGAAGGUGCCGGAUGAUGUCGCCAAGGCACUCCAGCAGGCCCGCCAGCUUCUCAAGAACCCCAAGGGCGCCACCAUGACCCAGAAGGAUCUUGCCUCCAAGGCCUCGGUCGAUGUCGCCUACGUCGCCGCUCUCGAGCGUCCUGGUGCCGACUGGCCAGGCAUGGACUUUGUCCAGAAGAUCCAGAAGGCCGCCAACGUCCGUCUUACCGGCUCCAAUAUUGGUGCUCCCAUGUUCGGCCCCAAGAAGAAGUAA
This is a messenger RNA of Aureobasidium vineae, 540 nucleotides long. The record is from the annotation of a GenBank genome assembly. NCBI's taxonomy places the organism in Eukaryota, Fungi, Ascomycota, Dothideomycetes, Dothideales, Saccotheciaceae.